UAUCCUGAAGGCCACAAGUGAAGCCUGGCUCCUCGGGGCCCGAUCUUUCCAGAAGGCCCGCACCUGCCCUUCAUUAGAGCCCCAGUGCCUUGCUCUGUACUGGGCACACAUACCCAGUUCAGAGAGGAAGGAAGGCAUCUGUGAGUAUAUUGGGUACAAGAAGCUGUGAGAACCCUGGAUAUGCAGCAGCUGUGUCUCACUCUGGAGGGAUACCCAUCUGAAGGUCAAGAGAAGGCCUCAGGGCCGCCACCCAACAACACUCCCCAGGGCCAGCUGCCAGACUGAGAUUCAGGUGGUGGCCCAUGUCGAGGAGGGGUCUGAGCCUCUUUGGAAGAGAAAAUGGGUGGGAGAUGCUUUGGCGAUGGUUCCAGAGUGCAACCAGACACUGAAGAGCUGGAAAACUGAGGAGAGAGGCUCCUGUGCGCCCCAAUCCCAGACGUCCCUCGGGAUCCCGUCCUCCAGCUUGGUGAUCCCAGGAGGACCCUGGCUCCUGGGUGGAUGCAGGGGCACUGGGAUUGGAUUUCUGGGGUGAUGAAUAUUCAUCAGCCUGAGCCAGCCUCUGCUUCUGUUUACUUAGCUGGGAGGGGCCGGGUUUCAGGUUCACCUUGACUCCUGGAGCUGCAGCUCACGCAGCAGGCAGGUACCUGCUUCUGCACCUGUCUCUUACACCUGCCCUGCAGCUGCUCCUACCCACCUCUCCAGGCUGAGUCUGGCCAGCGCGACACCCUGGAGACACCCUCUCCUCCUCCAGUCUCACCUGCCUGGGCAGCUCCUACUGUCAACUCCUCUAGGGAAAGUCGCGCCUCCAGCCCAGAGCAGUCCGGAUUACAGAAAGCUCUGCCUGGGUUUAGGGACCGCCAUGACUGAAGUUGGUUGGUGGAAGCUGACCUUCCUCCGGAAAAAAAAAUCCACUCCCAAAGUGCUCUACGAAAUCCCGGACACCUACGCCCAAACAGAGGGAGGUGCAGAGCCCCCAGGACCUGACGCAGGAGACCCUCACAGCGACUUUAACAGCCGUCUGGAAAAGAUUGUGGAUAAGAACACUAAAGGCAAGCAUGUCAAGGUCUCCAACUCAGGCCGCUUCAAAGAGAAGAAAAAAGUUCGGGCCAUGUUGGCAGAGAACCCCAACCUCUUUGAUGACAGAGAGAACAAAGGACAAUGAAAGCGGCCGAAGAGAACCAUAGCGCUGCCCUGCUCCCUGCCACUGGUGGGGUCCGAGGCAGGAGCUUGCCACGCUGGCCUCUUUGGUCACAGCCACUUGGCGGUUGAUCCCUGCUGGCAGGAACACCCGGUUCUUAGGUUUGUAUUUAUGUGCCCCAGCUUUACGAAGAGCCUCCUCCUCCUAUGAUCACAUACUCUGGUCCAGCGUGAAAACUGUGACCUAGAAGUGCUGCUGUCCUUGACACAGUGGCUUGCCUCACAGGGAGGUGGCACAGCAGAGAAUAGACAGAGAGCAGGACGGACUCCACCCUCUCCCCAGGCAACAGGGAGAAGGGUGAAUUUGAUUCGCUGCAUCCUCUACUUUCUCUACCGUGUGACUGUUGCCUGGGCCAAUCCAGGGAGAGCAAUGUUUCCGGAAGUCACGUGACCGUGGUUUCCUUGGUGCCAGAGGCGGAGUUCUUAAGCUUGAGAUCGCCUCUUAAUUCAAGGAGUAAACUUCCUGGAACUUUGCUCCCAGGAGUGGAGGGGCAAGGGACACGCGUACUCCCCGGGGUGCUACUGAAGGCUAGCCCAGAAAUACUCCUGACCUUGACCACCACUUGUGUGGGUGCUGAAUUACAUAACCCCAAAGAGAGGCCUCCCUGACCGGCCCAAGGGUCCAAACUGGAGGAGUGGAUGCGGGUUUCUCCCGACUCCUUCCCUGAUAGUAUUUAAGACAGAUGAGCACCAGGAGUGAAUCCUGGAGCCUUGGAUUUUGUUGGAAAAGUAGGUUUUACUUAGGAAUAAACAAGGCUGCAGAAA
Molecule: messenger RNA, 1962 nt
Organism: Mus musculus (house mouse)
Lineage: Eukaryota; Metazoa; Chordata; Mammalia; Rodentia; Muridae
Gene: Prr15l
Product: proline rich 15-like
Exons: 4
Coding region: 860-1162 (100 amino acids)
Source: RefSeq, a predicted model, not a curated record